Molecule: messenger RNA, 1423 nt
Organism: Ceutorhynchus assimilis (cabbage seed weevil)
Lineage: Eukaryota; Metazoa; Arthropoda; Insecta; Coleoptera; Curculionidae
Source: the annotation of a GenBank genome assembly
CUGAUUGUCAACAAAAAUAAUUUGAAAAUUGUUUAUAUUUCUCUUAAAUUUCUUUAUUAUUUAUUAUAAAAAUUCUGAAUAAUUUACUUGAUUAAAUAAUGUAAAACAAUUGCAGGCAUGAUUAAUAAAAGUACUUCCAUAGAGAAAUGCUUGGACAACAAAAAUGUACCACUAAUAAAAAAUAUAAAAAGUAUAAAAUGGAUGAACAACCGUGCCCUAUCAAAAGAACAAUACCAACCAGCCUAUAUAGAACAUAUAGCCAACAUAAUCACUCACGCCAUAUGGAUCUUCCCAAGUUUUCUAGGAACCCUCGAACUAUACAGAAGAUCUCAUAACAAUGCUCAACUAAUCUCCGCAAUAGUCUACGGCCUAACUCUAAUAUCCCUCUUUUGUUCAUCAACAGCUUUCCAUUGUGUAUUCUAUUGCCAAAACCAACAAACUCUUAAAGAUGUCUUGCAUCGUUGCGACAGAGGCAUGAUCUACAUUUUCAUAGCAGGCUCUUAUUUUCCUUGGUUGACUAUCGAACAACUGCCUCUAGAAGGCCUGUCUUCCCACAUGCGCUGGAUCAUAUGGAUAAUGGCCCUGAUGGGCAUUGUGUACCAGCAAAUCUUCCACGAAAAAUACAAGAGACUGGAAAUUGUUUUUUAUUUGAUUAUGGGCAUUUGCCCAGUACUACCUAUAAUAUCAGAGCAUUACUUCAUGGGAAUGAUGGAAUUGACUCUAGGAGGUAUUCUUUAUGUUUUAGGGGUAGUUUUUUUCAAAUGCGAUGGGGUAAUACCGUUUGCCCAUGCCAUUUGGCAUUUGUUUGUUGCGAUGGCUGCAUAUGCCCAUUACUAUGCCAUUAUUAAUUAUUUAUAUCCGUUAAUUAAUAUUCCAGUUUAAGGGGUGAUUUUUGUCUGUGAUUUUCAGUUUCCUUAUGUCUGUGAAUUUUUUUAGUUAAGAGUAAAAUAACAAAUUGUUUAAUAAGUGACUUUCAGAUUUAGAGUUUGAGCCUCUAUUUUGUUGUAGACUGAAUAUGAGAUCUCUUACUAUACCUACCUACUGGGGAUUUACAAUUAUUGUGAAUUAUAAAUCAAAUCAAAGUAUCUACUAAUAAUGAUGUUCAGAUGAUUCAAAAUAAAUCAUUAAGGUUAAAUUUACUGCAAAGGAGAAAAAUCCUCAAAUAAAAAGUAUUGAUAAUGAAGAUAUUUUGAAGAAAAACAUCAGAAAAUCAAAAUUUGUUGUACUGUUUAAAUAUACUAACUUUUAUUGUUUAGAUAGCUAAGCCUUUUUAAGUACUAAAUAUACUCCAAUAGCUAGAUUAUUCAAAGAUAGACAAACCUGCCAUAGAAACUUUUGUGUCAAAAAACACAUAUUGAUACCUCUAGAUAAUUAUUGUGUAUUGUUCUGUGUGAUUUAAAAUAAAUACUUCUAUUUUAUUUUU